GCAGUAACUCCAACAACUGAUGCUUCUACAGUAACAGAUGUGAACCCCACAUCCACACCUUUCUCCUCAGCAAAUACAAGUCCACCUAUAACAACAAUAAGUGCUGCUCCAACACCAUCUUCAGUCACUAAAGAUUAUACAACCACAGCUGUGACACCCACACCCUUGCGUGUUUUUUCAGGACCUACAAUUGCACCUCCAGCAACAGAAAAUGCUGUUCUUACCUCAACACUUCCUUCAAUAUCUUCAACUUCUUUUGUAUCACCAAGCACAACAAUCAUAUCUCCUACCACAAUACCACUUUUCACAAAAACCAGAACUGCUGCAGCAACAACAUUUGUCACACCCACAACCAUGCCAAUGUUAUCAGAAUUUACGAAAUCAUUUCUAACAACCUCACCUUUGCUAAAUGCAACAACAAAUGCAGUGACUCUGACUAGUCUUUCAGAAACACAAAAUACAGCUCCAACUGCAUUUGUAUCUCAAAGCACAAAAACAACUGUGUCUUUAGCAACCACUGAAACUACUGCACCAACCAUUAUAUUUGUAACUCAAGAAACCACAAUGCCAUUGUCAACGUCAGCUACUGGUGCUUCGCCAAUUACAAGUGUGACUCCAAUGACUGCAUCUGGAGUUAAAACAAGUAUUCCUAUAAACUCAGCUGCUACAAUUGCAUCAACUCAAACAACAGCAGCGGUGGCAAGCAAAAUGCUAUUCAACUCCUCGUCUCCAGUCCCCAGUGAAUCUCAGGUCAUGAGUGCUAUCAAUACUCUCCUGAAAUCUAGAGAGUCACAGCUCAGUGAAUCCUUGAAGGUCGUGAAUGUCACCUAUGAGAAAAUCUCAGAAACCUCAUAUGCUGUGUUAGUCACAUUUCACGUGGUUAACAUCAGCAUGCCAGAAGACCCUGAUCUCAGAGGCGACACCUACCAGCAAGUGAAGGAUAUCAUCAAUGAUGCGCUGAACACUCUUCUGAAUGAACCUGGCAAGAUUGUUUUUGAACCCAAGUCUUCCAAUUUUACGAGCUCUUCAAAUCAGAUUGAUGGCGGGAUGGACUACACCUUCCAGGAUGGAGAUGCCAUACAACCAGUCAGCUUCCUAAAUGAGCUACGUCUGCCAACCACUACAACAGUGCUUCCAGAAACAACAACAGGUUUCACUGUGACCCCUUCAAGUCUCAUACCUGGUUCAGCAGUGGUCACAAGCAAGCUGGUGUUCAACUCCUCAUCUCCAGUCCCCAGUGAAGCUCUGGUCCUCAGCGCUAUCAACACUCUCCGUAAUUCCAGAGAGUCACAGCUCAGUGAAUCAGUGCAGGUGGUGAAUGUCACCUAUGAGAGUAAGUGUCUUGUUUGAAGGUUUAAAUCGUUUUGA
Sinocyclocheilus rhinocerous is the source of this 1368-nucleotide messenger RNA. RefSeq names its product flocculation protein FLO11-like. Bases 355 to 1350 code for a protein of 331 amino acids. NCBI's taxonomy places the organism in Eukaryota, Metazoa, Chordata, Actinopteri, Cypriniformes, Cyprinidae. The record is from RefSeq and is a predicted model, not a curated record. The transcript is spliced from 5 exons.